This is a messenger RNA of Tetrahymena thermophila SB210, 504 nucleotides long. RefSeq lists its product as hypothetical. NCBI's taxonomy places the organism in Eukaryota, Ciliophora, Oligohymenophorea, Hymenostomatida, Tetrahymenidae. The transcript has a single exon. The record is from RefSeq and is a predicted model, not a curated record.
AUGAGGUUUAUACUCUUAAAAUUUUUUAAUAAUUUAAAAAACUAUAACGUUAUAAUAGUGAAUUUUGCUCAUCAUCAAGGAAUUGUAUGUAAAAUUAUACAAAUAAUUGAUUUGAAAUAAAAAAAUAACAAUAUUAACAAUAUUUUCCAAAAAUGCAAAGUAAACAAGAAGAUCAAAUAUAUUAAAAAAAUAUUUAAAAAAAAGAUUUUAAAGCUGAAAACUAAAGACUAUUAAAGACUUUUGACAUAUAUAGCAAGCUUCUUGUUGAAAAACAACAUACAAUUGCUCAAACAUAAAAGAUUAUUGCUGAAUAAAACUAGUUUAAUGAACUAAUUCUUGCUGAAAAAAAACGGGAUCUUGCUGAAUAUUAACAGAUUCUUGCUGAAUAUUAACAGAUUCUUGCUGAAAAAAAACAGAUUUUUGUUGAAAAAGACUAGUAUAUUUAACAGAUCGUUGCUGAAAAAGACAAGAUGUAAGAAGAACUCCAAUAACUACGUAAUUUGA